Molecule: messenger RNA, 3445 nt
Organism: Drosophila virilis
Lineage: Eukaryota; Metazoa; Arthropoda; Insecta; Diptera; Drosophilidae
Product: probable replication factor C subunit 1
Source: RefSeq, a predicted model, not a curated record
AAAUUUUCAAAAAUUUUCUUAUGCUUAAAGCAAAGCUUUAUCUAAAGUGCAGCAAAGGCAUAAAAUGAAUUCACUCGUAAGAUUUUUGAUAUUCGUAGCAUGUCUCAACCUACUAUGCCUUAUGCGAUUACUUUACGAGGUAUUCAAAUAGUCGAAUUGGUGCACCUCGAAGGCGAGAAUCUCUUAUCAAUAUUUUUAUUCAAGGCUUCCUUUAUAUGACAUUGAAGUUUGAACAGUUUUGGCAUUUGUGAUUUUUCGGUACAAUUCAAAAUUUCUAUGCUAAAUGGAGAAAAAUAUCAAACUCAGCUCUAAAAGCUACUACCAAAAUACUGAAACCACACAAAUACUUAUACCUAAACCUAAUACAAUAUUUAUCUCUACGAACUGAAACCACAUUAUAAAUAUGGCAUGCUUUAAGCGCGACAGGCUCGACUGCGAAUGUCCCGUAGAGUGUCCGAAAGUCCAGCUAACCAAGGAACGUCGCUACACCUGGAUGAAUUCCAGUGGUUGCAUAGUCAGUCGCCCGCUGACGAACUACGAGUGCCAGCUGGAGGAUGAGGUGCAGAAGCUGCAGGAUGCGCUAUUUUCUUUAUCCUCGCACUAUGCCAAAAUUCAGUUUCGUUUGCGUCAGAUAGCCACAGCCUCGGGCUACGAGCAGGAGUGUCUGCUGCGCGAACUGGAGCGGGUCACAUGCCAGGGCAUCGAUGACAGACACAACGAGCUGCCCAACCUGUUGAGCGACUCGCACAGGCUGGGCAAUGUGCGUGGCAAGCAGCAUAAGAUCAUCUCAGAUAUCAGGAGUCGGCUCACGAACCUGGCCGAAGUGACCGAUGUCUGUUUCUGCGCAGAGUCCGAGAGUAGCUACAAUUUGCGUAGACACCAUCAGCGAGAGCUGGACGAAGCGCCUUUCGAGGAAACACCAUUACCUGCCACAGAGGAGCAUGAGAAGAACUGUUCGUGUGUCGUUUGUCAGGAACGUUUGGAGGAAAAAUGCAAAGUGCCAGCCUAUGAGCGGGGUUUUCUGUCGGAGACCUGGCCAAACGAGGACUGCAUUGAAGAAACCCAAACCCAAACCAAGCAGAAGAAGAAAAAGUCUAAUAAAUAUAGUCUGGAAAAACUAUUAAUUGAGCAAUCGAGCCUGUUAAAUCCAAGUCGCACCGGUGCAAGCCGCACAGUUAUAAGUUCUGCUAGUGGUAAAAAAGGUCCCAAGGAAGUAAAUUCCAUGCAAAGAAAUUCACGAAUCAGCGGCGUACAAAGCGCCAGAAGUCUCAAUCGCACAGUUUCUGUUAACAGUAAAAGUAAAUCGAAAAGUAAUCAGGAAAUUAAAAGACAAAACAAAAGUGUAGUGCAAAAGCCACCAACGCAAAGCUCUAAAUGCUGGCAAGUGCAACGCAGAAAAUCUAACGAGCCGCAAAAAUUCUCGCCAAGAAACUCGAGAAUGCAAAACGCUUUAGAUGCAGCUGAGGCUGGGGAAAAGUGCGUGCCUGGUUGCAAAUGUCCGGGAUCGAAGCGCAUGAGUCAACGGGACCUUGCAUUAAUGCAAAACUACAAGACUCAAAUGGAGCUGAAAAAGAGCAAGUCUAGAAAUAGAGCUCAGGGCUCUAAGUUGAAAAACGAUAUAGAAGGUAAUACAGAAACAGAAUCGACACGGAGAUGCCAGAGCUGCUGCAGUAAUCCUGUAGAGUAUAAAACGAAAAACACGAAUAUGAAUGGAGCCAAGGACACAAACCGAUUUAAACCACAGAGCUGCACAACGCUAUACUCUGGCAAUCAAGUAGAGCAUAAGGGGAAAACGACAAAUUUCAAAAAAGCCAAAGAAUCACCACGAAUAAGUCCUCAAGGCUCCGAAAUGCAAUACUACAAAAAUCAUGUUGAGAUACGAAGAGACAGCAAGGUCAAGUCUCAAAAUUUCAAAGCAAGUUGCCCACAGACCUGCAUAACGAUAUGCCCCGGCAAUCAGGCGCAACAAAAUGUGCAUAUCAAGAGAUCAACACGCUGUAGCAUUCAGAACUCACUGCUGCAAUACCCAGACAAUCAAGUAAAGCACAAAAAUAAAAGCAUUCAUAACAAUAGUGCUAGGGAAUCACCCCGUAGUAGCUCACCAAGCCCGAGAAUUCAAUCUCCUCCCGAACGAGUAGAGCAGACUAAGAGCCUGAAGGCAAGUAAAUCCACAUACAGAGCCCAAUCGAACGGACAAAGUACUCCUCCAAGUGAGUUAAUGCAAUGCGAUGGAAAUCAAGAUGCUUGUGAGAUAAGCAAGUCCAGCAUUAGAUCGAAGGAAUCUCAACAGCGCCCGGCCAAAAGAGUGCAAUACCAGAAUCUGGAUUGUGACUGCGAAAGCGAUUCGGAGCUAAGUUCCGGUUGUCAAAACCACCAACAAGACAGCAGCCAAGAAACCGUCCAUAGCCGGGAAACCGAUUGCAGGGAGGGAGAUACACAGGUCCCAAGGUACAACUGUGCCUUGGCAGAGAUGUCCACAUGUUUUGUUCAUAAGCGCAACGCAAGAACAUUAUGCGAUGAGCGAUCUUGUACGGGUGUUUGUUCUAAAACUUGUACAUGCUGGGAUCAGCUGCCGGAUGAGAGUAGCAAGAAGCCAAGCAAAAAAGAAUUGAAAACUUGUGACAAGGAAACCUGCGCUAUUAAGCAGGCUAAAAGGCAGGCGAAAAAGAAGCCCGAAAAGAAAGAGAGCAAAAAGGAUUUGAAAUCAAAAUCCAUGACCAUGAUACCAAACGUAAAGCCAUUGACACCAGCACUAAAGCCUCCACGCAACUUUGUCGAGAGCCAGAAGAAUAGUUACCUAAUCUAUCCAAAUGUUCCCGCCAAAUAUGGUUCGCCAACCAAAGAGAAAUGUGGUCGACGUUUCUGUAGAUUGUUUUGUAACAAGCUAAGCAGAAGCUCGGUAGAUCCAAAUAUUAAGAAGAAGCCUGACAAAAAAGAACUUAAACUAAGCGAAAGCCUCACUAACCCCUGCCCACAAACGUCAAACAGCCAAGGCCGCGAGACUGUGCUUCAAGAACUAAAGUCUCGCUUCAGAGCGAAAGAGUCGAGCGCAAAUGAGGGAGGCUGGCGACUAGUUAAGCUAUAAUCAUAAGUUAUCUUAAAACACUCUCAAACAAUGGCAGGAACUCUCUGGAGCCACGUUGAAAGUGUUUUAGUUUAGUUUAGGAUUAUACUUGCUUCCAAUAACUGGUAGAUCGUAUGAUUUAUAUUGUAUGAUGGCAUGUUAUGUAAGCCGUAGUAAAUGUUAACUGGACUCAGGUUCAGCAGAUGUGCCAUGCCCAGGGUCUUGGAGAUCAUCUCACCAUAGGCAGAAGCUGGCUCCUGCUGUUGAUCUUGGCCAAGAAUACCAAAGUGCAAAGUCAAAUGCGUCUGUCAUUAUAUAGAAGUUUAGUGUUUGGAUAUUUAGUAAAAUAAUAAAGAGCUCUCUAUAUAUUGUUGUUUAUAA